ACAUGUUUGAUACUUGAUCGUCUUGAACUUGUUUAAUAAUAAAUAAUAAUAAAUUGUUACUUGUUAGUUGUUAGUGUUCUUGUGCUUUAGUGACUGCCUUGUAAUGCCUAUCAUUAUGUCUUCGGAUGUCGAUUCUGAGGAAGAAUUGUUGGAAUUGUAUGCAUCUGGUAAAUUAAAGCCAGGUUUGAAUAUACCUGUAGAAGAAGAUAAAGUAUUCAUCAACAAUGUUAAUGCAAUGAAAGAAUCUAUUACUUUAUUUCAAAGUAGUUUACCAUGGAGUGAACGACUUGAUAUUGUGGCUGAAGUUGCUCCAAUGGCUCCUGAGCUUUCAAUGGAAAUUACUGAACAACAACAAUUUCUUAAAGCUGGUAAAAUUGAUGAAGUAGCAUUAAAUGAUUUUAAACGAGAAACCUUGUUUCACCGUCAAGCCCAAACAGCUGUUAUGCGUGGCAUAGAAUUGUUACGUAAACAUAAUAUAGCUACACAUCGACCAGAAGAUUAUUUUGCAGAAAUGUUUAAAUCUGAUGAGCAUAUGCAAAAAGUACGACAUGCCCUCUUACAAAGAAAGACUGCUCUAGAACAAACGGAAAAAGUGCGUCGUAUCCGACAAGAAAAGAAAUUAGCUAAAGAGAAACAAGUAGCAGCUAUACAAGCAAAACAUAAACAAAAACGUGAUCUUAAUGAAAAUAUUAAGAAGUUUAGAAAAGGUUUAAGAAAUGAUUUAGACUUUUUGGAAACUGACAGUGGAAAGAAAAAUAAGAAAAAAGAUGAUGGUGGCGGUGAAAAGAAAAAAAAUCUAACAAGAUCACAACAUAAAAGAAAAGGAAAAGAUACAAAAUAUGGAUUUGGUGGUAAAAAAAGAGGCAUGAAAGAAAACACUACAGAAAGUACAUUUGGUGGUAGUGGUAAAUCAAAUUUUAAAGGAAAAAAUAAAGGUAGAAUUAAUAAAAAGAAAAGAAUGUCUUCAAAAAAUAAAUAAACCAAUUUUUAAAAAUUUGAAUGUAAAUAAUUGUAUCAUCUGAAUCAUUUUUCUACUUAAUAAUCCAAUAYUAAAAUCAAU
Molecule: messenger RNA, 1060 nt
Organism: Diuraphis noxia (Russian wheat aphid)
Lineage: Eukaryota; Metazoa; Arthropoda; Insecta; Hemiptera; Aphididae
Product: putative rRNA-processing protein EBP2 homolog
Biological process (GO): ribosomal large subunit biogenesis; rRNA processing
Cellular component (GO): nuclear periphery; nucleolus; preribosome, large subunit precursor
Source: RefSeq, a predicted model, not a curated record